CCAUUAUUCACACAUCUCAUAAGCAAAAAUGAAAGCUAUGGCAGCGACUAGAUUAUUAUUGGAGCUGUCCAUCUUUCUGCUGAUCACCGCCGCGGCAACCACCGCCCAAACCUACGACUCGGCCUCCGGCCGAUGCCGCGAGGGGAACGGUGGUGACAUGGAACUGGCAGGGCAGAUAAUGCAAUCCCUCGUCCACGAUCUGAUCGCGAAAUUGCCGCAUAGACAGCAGACGAACUACUGCAACGAGCUGACGCAGGACGGUCUGAAGAUGUACGGCUACGCGGAGUGCCUCCGUCGGGACGAAAACGGAGACGCCAGCAUGGGAGAAUGCACCCACUGCUUGGCUAUGGUGGGUAAGUCACUGAUCAUCGGUUGUCGACAAACCGGCGCCGGCUCCUCCACGGAUCUUCGCUCGGUUUGUUUUUUCAAUGUUGGAUACUCCUUCGAUGUUUGUCGCGAGGGGAGUUACUAGCUAGCUAGUAACUUUUUUUUAUUUUUUAUUUUCCGUGUUUGUAGUCCUCCUCCUUUGGUUCUGUAAUAUUGGCUACUAGCUAGCUAGUCAGUGACGCUGACUAGCUAGCUAGACAGGUUGAUGAUUAUGGGGAGGAAAGAAUGUAUCGUAUCCAAGUGAUGAUUUACUUUCUCGAGUGAUGGUGGUUACUAUAUUAGAAAGUGAAUUUCUUGAUUUCAAGCAGAAAUAAAAUUAAUUUUAUAUCAAACAACAUGUUUCUUGCUUUGCCUUCUCAGAGCGACGCCUACGUUCGUUGUAAUCAAUUUCUUGUUAUUUACAAUUUGAUCUGUCUGGUUAAAUUAUCUUUCCCGAAUGAUUUUUUUUAUAUCGAGGUUAUUUGUCAAGGAUUGGUUGGUUCUAAUAAUUCGCAUUGUUAAUA
Molecule: messenger RNA, 890 nt
Organism: Linum trigynum
Lineage: Eukaryota; Viridiplantae; Streptophyta; Magnoliopsida; Malpighiales; Linaceae
Source: the annotation of a GenBank genome assembly